Molecule: messenger RNA, 756 nt
Organism: Trichoplusia ni (cabbage looper)
Lineage: Eukaryota; Metazoa; Arthropoda; Insecta; Lepidoptera; Noctuidae
Gene: blp
Product: mitochondrial import inner membrane translocase subunit tim16
Exons: 1
Coding region: 76-474 (132 amino acids)
Biological process (GO): protein import into mitochondrial matrix
Cellular component (GO): TIM23 mitochondrial import inner membrane translocase complex
Source: RefSeq, a predicted model, not a curated record
CCAAAAAGGGACAUUUAUUUUGCUUAAUAAUGUCGUAAUGUCAAAAGAUACACCAUAAUAUUUAGUAAUGAAAAUAUGGCUAAAUACAUCGCUCAAAUCAUAGUUCUCGGCGCCCAAGUGGUAGGAAGAGCGUUUGCGAGGGCUCUCAAACAAGAAAUAGCUGCAUCUCAGGAGGCAGCUAAGCGAGCUGGUGGCGGACCUGAAGGUACCAGGCGAGCUGCUGCAAAUGCAUCCACCGGCCUCACGCUAGAAGAAGCUAUGCAGAUAUUAAAUUUAGAUAAAUUAGAACCAGAGAAGAUCAAUAAGAACUACGACCAUUUAUUCUCUGUUAACGAUAAAUCUAAAGGUGGCACGUUCUAUCUUCAGUCGAAAAUAGUAAGAGCAAAAGAAAGAAUUGAUGCUGAAUUCAAACAGGCGAAUAAAGAAGCAAACUCGCCCAAGGAUGCGCAGAGUCAAAAGAAAGACACGUCAUGAAACCUAGUUAAUUAGUUUGGACAAUAGCUGUUAUUUUUAUUGUUGUAGAUAUUGUUUUAGUUAAACAAACUUGAGUUUUGUAAAAUAUUUUAUUGCGUAGAAAAUGGAUACCACAAUAGUGACUAGAAUACAUCAGUCUUCAUAACAUACAUUGUUGAUUACGCAUUACAAAAUACAAAAAAAGGUAAAAUAAUUUAAAAAAAUAACAAUGUCACAAUAAACAAUGCUUCGGCAUUAUGUCCUCGAAAUAAAUAGAAAUCAAUAAAUAUUUGUUAUGCAUAA